Molecule: messenger RNA, 1611 nt
Organism: Solanum tuberosum (potato)
Lineage: Eukaryota; Viridiplantae; Streptophyta; Magnoliopsida; Solanales; Solanaceae
Product: putative disease resistance RPP13-like protein 3
Exons: 2
Coding region: 90-1601 (503 amino acids)
Molecular function (GO): ADP binding
Source: RefSeq, a predicted model, not a curated record
UCAAAGAGUGUUUUUCCCAGAGCUCUUUUUCAGGUUUGGAUCUUCGUAAUAUUCGCUGUUGCUCUUGCCUAUUGCAUCCUUGUGGACAAAUGGAGCUGGCGGCAGAAGCUUCUGUGGUGAUAGAGAAACUCAAGGAUACACUCUCUGACGAGAUAACGAACAAAAGGGUGAUAGAGAAAGCUUUAGAAGAAAUGCAAGGCGACAUUGCUGACACAAACGAGGAGGAAAGAAAUAGCGAAGAAUUCAAGGAGUGGGCUGAAAGGUGUCUGCAUAGUCUGUACUAUGUUGAGGACACUGUUGAGUCUUUUGCCCUUGACAUCGCCCGUCAGAACAAGAAAUGGAGCUUCCUUAUGAAUCACUCUCAGGUUCUCAAGAACUUCAUGGCUUGCAAGCUGACAAAGAAGAUGGAGAGAAUCCCUUCAGACAUUAAACGGGUGAUCAAUAAAAAUCACAAAGGUACUGGUGAACAGAGAGCGUGUAGCAGUGGGACAACCACCUAUAUGGGUAAUCAGAAUGGUGGGGAAGCUGAAGAUGGAGAUAUUGAAGAUCACAACGGUGAAGAUUCUGCAAAAGUCAGACUAAUAAGUCCAAAGGCAGAAUGUAGUUAUCCUAUGAUCCCAGAGAGAGAGAAACUAGUCCUGGAGGUAGAUAGAAAACCUCUGAGGUGCAUCAGUGAUGUGCCUUUGAGGUUAGACUCUGAAAAAAAAGCAAAACUCAUGUCUACAAAUAUACCUCUGAGGUGCAUCAGCGACAAGUCUUUGUGGUCAGACCAUGAAACACAAGCCAGACUCAUGUACACAAAUUCUUAUGAUGACGAAGAACUGGAGAUGUUUGGCAUUAGACAAGAAGUGUAUGACUUAGUGGAAAGACUAACCAUGACAGCUGAUGAUGAAAGGGCCCCGAUCGUUCAAAUUGCUGGUGAGAUGGGUUCAGGCAAGACUACUUUGGCUCGUGCUGUAUACAGAAGUAGGAAAAUCAAAAAUCAUUUCGAGUCUGGAUGCGCAUGGGUCACCAUUCCAAAAGAGUAUAAUAAAUCAGAUGUAUUGCAGAACUUGCUAAAACAGGUGGGGGAUUCCAAGGACUCUGUGGAUCUAACUCCCAAUGAGCUGGAAACUAGACUUUUGGAGUGCUUAAAUGGAAAAAACUACUUGAUUGUGUUGGAUGACGUACAGAGUGAGCAGAUGUGGGAAGGCCUGAGAUCUGUUUUCUUAGACAGUCGAAAUGGAAGUACACUACUUCUCAUCACCACCAGUGUUAGUCCGAUGUGGUAUGUAUCUCCUCCGAAUUGUAUCCAUAAGGUGAAAAAGCUAAGUGAUAACUAUAGCUGGAACUUGUUCAUGAAGAAAGCUGGUUGGGAUACUUGGGAGGAAGGAAAUGAACAUCAAGAUUUGAAGCAGCGAGUUCUGAAGGUCUGCGGUGGCCUCCCCCUGAAUACUGUCCUUCUUGGCAGCAUGUUGUCGAUCAAGGGAGAUACCAAUCACUUUGAUUAUCUUCAAAAGAUACUGUGCACAAACCGGGAAACGAAGGACAUUGUAUCCCUUAGCUAUAUGAAUCUGCCUGACCAUUUGAAACUGUGUACUCUACCUGGUGCUAUUCCCUAAAGAGUACGAC